Molecule: messenger RNA, 8595 nt
Organism: Phalacrocorax carbo (great cormorant)
Lineage: Eukaryota; Metazoa; Chordata; Aves; Suliformes; Phalacrocoracidae
Source: RefSeq, a predicted model, not a curated record
CCCGGUACCGCGUCCCUCCCCUCAUUGUCAGCGCCCGCACCCGCCGUCCGAGCCCGGAGCCGCCCGCGGGCUGCGGCUGCCCAAGCCCGGGCUGCCCCGCCGGCCAGAGCGCGCCGCGGGCGGGAGGGAGGCCCGGCCGCUCCCGCUGCCCAGGGUGAGAUUGCCUCUGUUCAAAGAAGCGGUGACAUACCAGGAAUACACAAGGUGUUAAAGACCACACCGUUCACCCAGACUAAGCAAAGCUUUCACCUAGAAGGAACAAAAAAUAAACAUGGCAGAAUUUACAGGUUACAAGGAAACCUCAAAUCGGCACCUACGAUUCAAAUUGCAGAGUCUCAGUCGUCGCCUUGAUGAACUGGAGGAAGCAACCAAAAACCUGCAGAAAGCAGAGGAUGAGCUGCUCGACCUCCAGGACAAAGUUAUCCAGGCAGAAGGCAGCAACUCCAGCAUGCUGGCUGACAUAGAAGCCCUGCGGAAAAGAGUGCUGAAGAUCGAAGGCAAGGAUGAAGAAAUUAGGAAGGCUGAAGAGCUUUGCCGGUUAAUGAAAGAAAAACUUGAAGAGGAAGAGAGCCUCACCCGAGCACUGAAAUCAGAAAUUGAACACCUUCAGAGGAGAAUGGUGGAGCUGGAGAAGCUGGAGGAGGCCUUCGGCAGGAGCAAGAACGACUGUACACAGCUGUGUCUUAGCCUCAAUGAAGAAAAGAACUUGACCAAAAAGAUAUCUACAGAAUUAGAAAUACUUAGAGUGAAAGUGAAAGAACUGGAAGUUUCUGAGGACAGGCUGGAUAAAACUGAGCAGAGCUUAACGGGUGAAUUAGAAAAACUGAAAUCCUUAGCACUGAGCUUUAUCACUGAAAGAAAACAUUUUAAUGAAAGAGAAAAGCAGAACGAAAAAAUAAUCCAGGAGCUAACACAGAAACUAGAGCAAAACAAUAAACUAAACAGGGCAGAUCAAACUAGAAAUGCAUCCAACUUGCUAGAAAGAUCAUCAAAUAAUCUCCUGGACAGAAAUGAUUUGAGAAUUGAAGAUGACUUGAGUUCUGCGUUGCCCUCUAAGGAGACCAGGAGGAAGGGAAGUGUGGAUUACCUGAAACAUGUGGAAAAUGAAACCAGGAAUAAAUCAGAAAACCAAAAGAAUAAAAAUCAGGAAGACAAUAAGGUGAAAGAUCUUACCCAAGAAAUUGAGAAACUUAAAACCCAGAUCAAACGUUUUGAAUCUUUAGAAGAAGAACUUAAAAAAAUGAGAGCCAAAAACAAUGACCUGCAAGACAGUUACUUGAGUGAACAGAAUAAAAACAAACUCUUAACGGGUCAACUAGAAGAAAUAAAAAUGCAAAUAAAGAAACAGAAAGAUCUGGAGAAUGGAGAGGUUGAAAAUGAAGAUACAAGCUUUUCUAGCACAGGAAAACAUGACAGACCUAAAUACAGAGGUAUCGCAGCUGAUUUGACAGCUGCCAAGCACAAGCCAAGGGAACUCUCACCACAGCAGCGCCGGGAAAGAGUAAGGAACAGAGACUUCUCUGUCAGUAACGACAGCCACGGUGGGAAACAGGUGCCCAGUCCAAGCUUAAUGAACAGAAAAGCAGGAAAAGCAUCUGGUGCAUCUGCCCUUUCAGACACUGCUGUGACAGAUACAAAAAGACUGGAAGAGAAACCUUUAGUUUCCACUUUUAUUUCUGGUCAGAAGGAAGGCUGUGUCACACAGAAUGAGGGGAAGAGAUCAAAAGAGCAGCCCUCUGUCCUCAGCCGAUACCCUCCUGCUGCCCAGGAGCAGAAAUCUUGGAAAGCACCUUCCAAAACUGUUGGUGACACAGGCCUGAGAUCCAAGGCUGAAAAGCCGUCUCAGGUGCUCCGUGGCAACUGCCAAAGCGGUGCUGACACACGGGAUGAAAAGUCAAGCAAAGGAGAAUCAGUGGCUUCUUUGUCUGAGAAGCUGAAAACGAGUCAGGCAGAAGUCAGUGACUGCUCAGGGGACACGCUGCUCACCAGGGAUAAUCACACCUCUUCCAACGGCACAGCUUCCAUGUACAAGUAUCACCUCUCCUCCUAUGUGUCGGCAUUGGACUCCACUGGCUCUAAAGCAGAAGCAGUGAACACUUCUGCUGCAUCACACAGACAGCCCUCAGAGGGGAGGGCUAAAAGAGCAAUAAUCUCCCAAGAAAAAGAAUUCCCAGACACAUCACUCGAAAAUGUGAAGCCUUCAACACUAAAAAAGCGUUCCCAUUGCUCCAGGAGUCAGGAAGACAUUCUGCAGAUUCUGGCAGGUCUUGAUAAGGAAGACAUGGAGCAGUCUUCAACUUCAGCAAUGGAUCAGGUAAACGCUGGCUCAAAAAUGGACUCCAAAACCAUCCAGAGUAACCAGGAAAAAGUUAAUUCAGAUGAAGAAUCAGGAAGAAGCAAAAAAACAACCACUCAAUCAGACUUUGAGACAAGAAAGAAGGUCAGUUCCAAGCAGUUCUCUAAUUCCAGGGGAAUUUUUAGAGCAUCACUAUUUGAAAAUGACAAAAACACUGUAAACGAUGAAGACUCCACCAAGUGUACAAAAUUGUCAGAUGCCAGCACCGGAGGAUUUAAAUCCAGAAGGUCGUUCAGCCCGAGAGAAGCUCUGAGAUCAAAAGCUGUCAUUAAACCUGCAAUUGUUGAAAAGGAUAUGAAGGCAGUCAUGGGAGGGACUGUUUCUGAGGCAGAGUCAGAAAAACAAAAGUCUGUUUUUAAAAUGGUAACAAAUAAAAUGACAAGCAGCAUCACAAUCUUCCCUUCUGAGCCAACAGCUCCAAGGACCAGUGCAGAUACAACAGCAAAGGAAAGGCAUGUUACCACCAGUAACAUCAGAGUUGCUCCAAAUGAGUCUUCACCAAUAACAAACAAUCUCCCCACACCCUUCGAGAUAUCAAUUAAUAAAAGUGCUCUGAAAUUGUCUGAGACAGACAGAACUGGAGAGGCAGCACCUAGAAGUAAAGCAGAAACAAUGGUCUCCAGAAGCAGCAUUGUGAUAAAGACUUCUGAACUCACGGAGAGGAACAGUGAGCCACCUUCGGAGACAAUCAGCUGGAAGAGCCAUGGCUCUUCAGAGGCAGCUUCAGCCGAAACAAAACACGUCACUGUGAGAAGUUCCUGGAGAACAAGACAAGGCUUACAUUCCCUGGAGGACUCUCAAACCAAAGUGGAGAAGAGUGCAGCUUCCAGUACUGCAAAUGUGUGCAGGUCCUCAGUGGACCUCUCUGAAAUGGAGGGGAACAGUGGAAGAGCAAACUCCCUGGAGCAAACCUCAGCGAGGACCAGUGCCAUGGCUAAUUCCUGGAGUGCCCCUGAACUGGGGUCCCAAAGGACCAAAAGUAACUUAAGUGCGUCUGAACUGCUAACACGCAGAAGCCAUGCAAGUGAUCCUACAGUGGCUUCUGCUUGGCACCGGCCCACGCUACCUGAUGAAGGCAAAGAUUUUGCGCCCAGUUCCAGAAGAAAACAGUAUGGCUCUUCUGAGUACCUCUCACAGGUUGACGCCCCAGGGAAAAGGCCAGCCACCAAGACGGAGCUGCAGGACCCCGGGUCCAACCCCCACGCACCACUGGGUCUCCAAAUGGAGGAGCAGGGUGCUUCCCGUGCCUGCCGGACAACAUCACGGAGAUGAGCUGUAUUCCCUUCCACUCAGUGAACACACUGCACAGUGAAGCAAGAGGCAGGAUAGUACCAAGCUCACGGGCAAUUACACCUGUUUGUAACCUCUCCAGAGGCUUCAGCUAGCCUGAAACCAGUUUUUCAAAUGCGAUUUGCAAGGUACAGGAGCUUUACCAGUGAAUUCUUUUUCUUCAUUGCUGAAGAGGCAGCUGCAGAGACUUUGCUCAGGGGACUCCCGCUUCUCAUCUCUGUACCUGCAAUCUUAGUCUCCUCCACAGGAUGAUAGGUGUCUCCAUAUGGAAACCCUGACUGCAUAGCCGCUCUGAUGAUGGUACUCCCUGGACGAGAGAGAACUUCUUGUUAAUCACUUGCAUUUAGACAAGAUCCCAGAACUAUCCCUGUGAUUACGGUCCCCCAGCCCAUGAUAGCUGUCCUACACGGUUCCACAACUGAAAGCUUUCAGUUCCUAGUGAGAGUUUGCGUUCUCCUAAUACACCCUUGUCAGCUUGGAUAGUGGUCACCUCAGUACUUGUGUUCCCAGCACCCUCUGUCUCUAGGCAGGAAGAAGCCAUUCCCCACUGGCUGCUUUACAUAUUAAGAAGGAAGGAGAGCAGAAAAUGUUGUUUAGAAGCAGUUUCUUCCCUAUUGCUGUCAGUCUCUUCAACAAUCUUUGCAUGACCUACUCAUCACCAGCCGAGAUCUUGCACGAAGAAGUCAUCAUCUGAGCCAAACCAACAGCAGUUCACGCAGCAGUGAACCUUCCUCCUGACUUGGACUGGGCUGAUUUUUUACCUGAAACUUUAUGUCCAUCAUGCUCUGCAAGCAACAACUCUGCUGCUCAUUCUCAGCAGUUGAGCGCUAAGGGAAAAAGAAACAAGUGCUCUUCCUCACAGACAAGCAGAAUGUCCUUGUCCCUUCCAAAAACAGGGUGGAGAGAGCAGGAUUGCACCCUAAGCAGGCUCUGGUAUGGCUGCCUUGGCAGCCUGGGGCUGUGUUCCUUUUCAGGACCGCCCCAUCCACCAUGUCUGGGACCCACCUAUUGUCAGCGUUUGCUUCAAACACAGCGGUACGUUACCCUGUCAGUACCCACAGGCUGCCGAGUGCAGAUGGCGUCGCUGAGAUGGCCUUUCUGGCGGGGGAGAUGCCGCCCUUGCAGCUCCAACAAGUGCUCAGGUGCUGGAGCAGCAUCUGCCCUGAGCAAGGUGAUCGCCUCUGGCUCGCACAGCAAGAGUUCGGCCAGCCCUUCCUUUACACCCCACCGCCCAGCUGCAGGGCUGGCCCUUGGCUUUCCUGCCCUGUACACAAACACCACUGAUCUCCCCCAGUGCUUUCUUCUGCCUGUUGGAAACAGAUGCUCCGCUCUGCGGAAGGACGAGGACAAUGCUGCAGAAGGGAAAAGGUCCCAUACCUGUUUUGGAGGUGUUGCGGGAACAGCUGCAACGCAGCAGCUGCCAUGUCCGCGUUGCACCACACACUUGUUCCCACAUCCCACCUGCCAGAUGAGCGCGUGUGGCUACCCACACCUGCACAUCCAUGUGCCGUAUAUCCCUGGCCCUCGGAAUUAUAUGCCUCAAUUCUGAGAGGCAAAUGAAUCAAAAAAGCCAGAGCUGGUUGGAAAAUAUAUAGGAAAACAUUUAUAGAAAAAGGAUAGUGUUUCAAUGACAUGAUUUUUUUAAAAAUAAUGUUUGUUUGGAGGAAGGGAAAAAUUAUUUUUGAAGAAAAGUGUUCCUUUUGCAAUUUUUUAGAUGGUGUCCCAAAUUUAUAUUUUAACCCUUCAUUUUAUUCUUUUAUAUUCCAUUACAUGCCUAAGUGUCAACUUGCAUAAAAAAAGAGAAAAAGAUAAUGCUUUUAAAUUAGUACUAAGCAACAGCUCUAAUAAUCUUUACACUGUAUUAAAAUAAAUUAUAUCAGCUGCUAUCUCUUACCAUUUCAUGACAUGGCAGUGCUAGUAGAGCAUGGGUAAAUUUGUCCUCAAGUAUAACGGGAAAAUAUUUUAAAACUCAAAAUCCAAACUAAAAGUGAAACGAACUGAAAGUGAACCUCCCUGUGCCCCGUGCUCAUCAGGAAGCACUGAAAAUGGGUGUGUUUUUUUUCCAAUCUGAAACCACAAUGGUUUUUUGUUUUUUUUUUUUUAACGAGCCUGUGGAAUUGUAAUAUCCACCCUGAGCACCCUGCUUUGCUCAGAGGUUAACUGUAUGGCAGGGUCACCGCCACCAUGCAAAAGAAGACAUUACUGAGAUCGACUGCUAGAACAACAUCAGCUUCCCGUGCCUCACUGUGCCGCCUUGCAAGCUUUCAGCAGCCGAUACACAGAAUUGCUGCCUGACCAGGAGUGCCACAGCUAAGCAGUGCUCUUGCAGGGCUGGCCUGCUUGCUAGCCUCUGCUGGCCUUGGGACGCUACAGUCUGACUCUUUGCCCCUUAUUUUCUUAUCAAAGAAAAUAUUUCCCAUCAAAACUAAACAUGCUGCCUCAGGUCGUCUUCCAUCUGUUGCAUGGGAGAUGCUGCUGCAAAAACCCUGCCAAGCCAGUGCAGCUGCUCUGCAGCGAGCAGCCCAAAUGCCUCCUGCAGUACCUGCUUGCUCAGCCUGGGAGUUUGCAUCAUGGAGGCAUCUUGGCACGUACCACCCUCUUCAGACACCACAGUAGUUAUUUAUCUCCAUUUAACAUUCCCAAACCUGCUGCCAAGCAGCUCUCCAGCUGUAUAACUUACACCCAGUUACAAUCACACGGAUGACCCGCUGCUGACCACCUCCUUGUCAGCUGCAGUUCAGCCUCCCAGAGAAGCGGCGUACCUCAAAGGGCCUCCCCCGCCCCUUGUCGCUGCUGCCCAGGACUUGCAGCUUAGUUUUACAAACAGCCGGAUGGCGCAUACGUGCUGAAGAGGACGAGGAUCACUUUAAGCAGCAACUGUAUGGCUUUCCUUCCGGUGAUGAGCCCCGUCCUGCUGCAGGACAGUGGUCCAUGUCCCGCAGGACACUUGGGCACCUAUACACAUCCACCAGCCCUCUCCUUCUCACAUUCUUGGCAUGGAUCCAGCUUAGCAUGGUGCUUCCAGAGCUCCUUCCAAGGGAACUGGUUUCAGUCCUGGCCACAAAAGCUCAGCAUCUCUACGACACGACGUGCUGGGUUAACACAGGCCUCCCUGUACCUACCCCCAAAACUCUGGCUUACCCAUCGGCUUUUCAACCCCACAGCUCACCCCAAUAACGCAGCCCCCUGUCUGAAGUGCAAGGGAAGAACCACCCCCAGCAAUAGCUCUUGCUUUUCCCCUUCUGUCAGGCAGGACCAAGUUUUUCCCUACCAUAGGCAACCAGAGGGCUUCACCCUGCUGCUCGGGUGGCUCCCAGCACGCAGCAGGAGCCCCAGCUACUGGCCCACCAAUGCAGCUCUUCUGGCACUGUCUGCUCUCCUCAGGUGCUUCUCACAGGUGACAUCUCUCCUUUCUCCAGCUGCCUCAGUCUUCUGGUCAAUAUUUUACAGCACAUACUUUGAACUCUUGCUCUAGACUGAGUCUUACUGCUUGUAAAUAAUAACACAGAUGUCACUGAGUAACUGGACACUGGGUUGUUUUUACCACAACCAAGAUUAAAUCUGAGAACGAAAACCCUCCUUAAAAUUGAAAGGGGCCAUGCCCUCUAAUCGUGAGUGCAAUAGGAGCUGAUUGUAUUAUUAAACUUAUAGCAAUGACUUAAGGAAACACAAUGUGUUUUACUCAAAUUGCACACUUUUUUGAACAGCUGUAAAAUAGAGUAUAUGUGUAAAUAUUGCCAUCACUGAAGAAGUAUUUGUAAUUUUAGCAUAUAACUGUAACAGGCUUUUCAGUGGGCUUGACGAUGCCACGAGGCUGCGCAUCAAGCACUUGGGUAAUUCCAAAGUUGUAAAUUUAUUUGCUGUACAGAGGAAGUGUGUCAGUGCUCGCAUCUCUCAAGGAAACGGAGAUGCUGGUCCCUUCUGGAGAGCCAGCAGCCUUUCCCAGAAGGGCUGGCACCAGCCUGAGGGCCCAGCAGCUUGCUGUUUCACAUAGUGGCUCCCUUUGUGUCCAGGAACACCGCUGCGGCGCACGGUGCGAUGCCUCUCCAGCUGCUCAGGGAGCACGGAGGGGCGACAGCUUCGCGGCACCGCCACCAGCGCAUGCAUUGUCGCACUGCAGCUCACUGGACACAGAUGAGGGGAGCUCCACAGUCCUCCUGCAGAUGGUACCUCCAGGAAAGGAAAAGGGCAGGAAGCACAGGGCAGGGUGGCGCACCUUGGUGCUUCAAGAGACACUUGACAUGAGCAAUUUCCUAGCUACAGAUUGAAGCAAUAGUCACAUUGGUGUCAUCUCUAAUAUAGUAGACCUCAUCUCUGCUGCCCUUGCACAUUACUGGAGCGGUCGAAGCACUGCUCCAAGGCCAGCCUCCAGUGGACUGCUCGCUGUGUGAUGGAGUAUGAAGCCAUUGUUUGCAGGUGCCGCUGAUGGUCAGUAACCUAAGGAUCCAAAGGAUCGUCUUCCUAGGCUGCCCAGCAUCCAGUGCAGGCUCCUGCCUUGGGGAAGCAGCACUCCAGGCUGCAUGGAAUGUAUUUUUAAGAGAAUAAAUCUAUUUUUUUGUAUUUGCAGACAUAUAUUUGGGCUGGGGCAGCUUAGAAGGCAAAUAAUGCAAGAAAUCUUUUCAUAAUCACAGACUCAUCCAAGUUAAGCAAAUUUUCCAGGGUUACAGUAUUGUCCAUUUCCCUAAACCAAACAUUGUGUCCAAUAGAGCUAUCAGCACUGUUUCACCCCUCAAACCCCUCCUUGUCUCAGCAUGCUCAACAGAGGGAAGCCAGCUCUUUCCUCCCCAGGCUGCCCAUGCAGUGGAUACAGAUGGUGCUCACCUCCUUUCAGUUACACAGUGCUCUUAGUCUGCAUGCCAAAUGUAAACACACACUUUAUCUGCAUGUCUCUCCUGACUCAAACACUGUCAGCUCUACAGUAUAUAACUAAUAAAAACUCUUUUUACAUA